AUGGAAGUUCUCACAGAGUCAAGCACUCACCCUUCUGAAUUUGAAGCUCAUGAGGUGCAGUCUACAACGGUAGACAGUGCAGUUGCUAAUAGAACGACUGUCAAAGCACAGGAAAUUCUGAGCCAGACAGAGAUUCCCAACGCAAUAGAGACCCCGGAUCUCAAGGGUACAACUGAGAUCAAGCCGGAGCCAUCCUUGGCCGAUGAGAAUGGUGCAGACAAGGCCUCUUGUAGCAACACUGAAGUCGACGGAAUUGUUGCCACAGCAAUCCCGGCUGCUACGAAGAGUCAAGCGAGUAUCGUUUUUGUUGAUCCUUUUGGCACGCGUUGGACCUUUCCAUACGAGAAUUCUAAAACUUGGGACGAUACCAAGAAACUGGUCAGAAUAGUCUUUGAGACAUACGCCGCUGAAUGGCUCGCGCAUUACCUGGAUGAAGACGAUGAGCAUGACGAAACAUUUUCCAUCAUCAAAAUUAAACCCGAACACUCAAAUAUCCUGCCCAAUAAUUGGGAAAAUUUGGUUUCACCCGGAUGGGAAUUCAAGCUUGAAUUCACAUUCGAUGUGCUCUACUCAAUCCGCAGAAAAAAAAAGGCUGAAGAAGAGGAAGAAGCUGCAGAAAAGGCCAAUAAAGAGGUCAAUGAAGAGGCCAAAGAAACUGACGUGGUGGUCGAAGAAUUGAGUAAGGUGUCUUAUGUCGCAACAUAUUUGGCCCCGGAUAACGAUGGUGAUUACCAACGCCGUGAUACGAAGCAACUCAACGACAAGACAAUCUUUACGAAGGUUUCCGACAUUCAGAUCCCCAAAUCUGUAAUUGAGGAGCACAGGGAGGUCUACUGUAGCAAAAGAUAUGCUACUGACCCUGAUGAUGACAUGUUCGACACAAUUAGCAGUCCAGUACUCUACAUCCAUUCGCCAAUUCUUCUCAAUGCUCUCAAUGCCAUCAUUGAUUGCCAAUCACGCCCAGACAAAAUCCCCCGAGUCGAAUAUCGUGUCCAAGACAUCGAAAGUGAUCUGGGGCAGGGUCGGUUCGCGUAUCCUUUCACUGAUCUUCAUUACUACAGGGAGAGACUGCUCCAGUAUCGAGAGGAAGUGGGUGAAACUCACGACAUCGAGUACACCACAACAUGUCAAGAGCAUAUUGAUAUUUUGGUUGAAUAUCUGGAUAGCCUAACAACAAUUGGAGUGAGAGAUGCUGAAUUUCUCUGGAAUAACGAAGUCCCAAAGACGACUUUCAGCUCUCUCUGGCUCUUGUUAAAGCCUGGGACAGACGUCUUUGUUCAGGAGAACGGAAAACUGAAUGCAUAUGUCAUCGAAUCGUUUUCGGGAGGAGUGCCGUGGGGUUCCCCUAAUGCUCGUUCGCGGCCAUACAUUGUGAAUGUUUGGAAUCUCAACUUUGACGGCCAAAUUCUAAGUCGUUCCGUUAAAGAAGUCAUCAUUUCUAUUUUUGACGGGCAACGUGAGAUUACCUCUCUCCCUCUAUUUCCCAUCAAGUUUCAUGUGGAUGAGGACCCGCAGAAUCCUCUACGUCAGCAAUUGGUGGAGCGAGGGAAAAGAUUUGUCAAUAUGGUGAAGACACCUACAUUCCAGGAGUACAGCGGCCCAAGCAGACUGCAGGGCAAUCGAACCUUUAACCAAACGCGAGUCGUCGUUGAUCACACCAGUCAACCAUGGAGACUGAAAGAGAUGGUUGAUGAUAAAAAUGCCCAUUUUCCGAUUGCAGAAGUCUACGAUGUUGAGCUGGGCCAACGAACAAAGGAGCCAAAAUGUCUAUGCAAAACAUGUCAAGCGAACGGUCUGCGCCAACACGGCAUUCAACGUCGCAUUUUCGACGACUAUGAUAAUAUUGAUUUGAGUUCAGUUUCAACCCUAACGGACCAUCAAUAUCUACUCUGUUGGUCGCACGUAUAUGCAUACGUCUUGAAAGACCGCGUCUGGGAUGUAUUGGAAGUAUCUAGCCUGAAGGACCCAAAGAUACAUAAAGGUAUCAUUGACACGCUGGUCUUGAAACCUGAAAGCAACAAGCAAAUGAUCAAGGCCGUCUGCGAGAUAUUUGGUGGAACGUACAGGCAGCCUUUCUCUUCGGACUUUAUCCAGGGCAAAGGAGAAGGACAGAUCUUGCUACUUCAUGGUCCUCCAGGAACAGGCAAGACUCUCACAGCUGAGUCUGUUGCAGAGUAUACAGGUCGGCCUCUUCUUAACAUUACUGCUGCAGAUUUAGGUCAUGAACCAGUGCCACUGGAACGAAAUCUGCUUCGUUUCUUCAGAAAUGCAAGACAUUGGAAUGCAAUCGUUCUUCUUGAUGAAGCGGAUGUUUAUCUCGAAACCCGGUCUGCCCAGGAUCUUCGACGGAAUAUAAGUUCGCGUGGUGCACUAGUGCAAACAGCGGCUAAGCAAGAUUUACUUGCACCAGUUUUCCUGCGUGCCCUAGACUACUUCCAGGGUAUCCUCUUCCUAACGACCAAUCGUGUGGGAAGUUUCGAUGAAGCAGUCAUGUCGCGAAUCCACGUGCAGAUUGGAUAUGACCCACUCGAUGAGGAUUCAAGGAAGCAAAUCUGGGACGGUUAUUUCAAGAAGCUCUCCAAAAACCACAACAAUGAUGGCCGGGAGAUUCGUUGCUCAUACGAUGCCAAAGAAUUUGUUCGGAAGUCAGAAGAUCUCCGGGCACUUAAAUGGAACGGCCGCGAGAUACGAAACGCAUUCCAAACUGCCGUGGCUCUUGCAUGCUUCCAGGCAAAGCAGGAAGGGAGUCCUAUUCCUGAGUUGACAGAUGACCAUCUUCGCCAAGUCGUGAACAUGUCUCAUAAUUUCAAGGGCUACGUAAAGGCGGUUCGUGGAAAAGAAGAGGAUUAUGCCUAUGCGGCAGGAGUUAGAAACGAUACCACAAGAUCUUCUGGGGGAAGUGACGAACGAUUGAGAAGCAUGGAUAUUCCUAACUUCUAG
Penicillium crustosum is the source of this 2940-nucleotide messenger RNA. Its product is annotated as ATP-binding protein. Gene Ontology annotation, molecular function: ATP binding; ATP hydrolysis activity. The coding region runs from base 1 to 2940 and encodes 979 amino acids. The transcript is spliced from 8 exons. Lineage: Eukaryota; Fungi; Ascomycota; Eurotiomycetes; Eurotiales; Aspergillaceae. The record is from RefSeq and is a predicted model, not a curated record.